AUGACCGUCGCGCGCGACCAUGACAUCGAUGACCAUGACACCUCUUUUACGUCAUUCGGCGGUGAGCGCCCUCCGUUUGAGCGCAUUCCGGUGCCGUCAAUGGCGUCAAAGGAGUACACGGAAAACCUCCCCGCUUUUGACAGCGACAGGCCGAUGCCCCCUCCACGUAGUGUAUUUGAACGUUUUUCGCGUGUGAUGCAGCUGCAAUUUGGACAGGACCCGGACAUGCCGCUUUUAGGGAGUCGUGCGGAGCGAAAAUACAGGAGCUGGUUGGACUAUGUGACAAGCCCCCCGUCACCACUGCUUCCUCGUAACUACGUAGACGCAUAUACUCGCCCAAAUCCUUGUCCCGAGGAAUACUGGUGGGCCUCAUGGAGGUGGCCGCGGAUUAAAUACGUGAACGCCAAGGUUCCACCUCCCGUAGACGGGAAAUACAACGACUACUAUCAUUACCUGGCCUACAAGAACUGGAUGGAACGUGAGCGCGAUGUGUACGUGGCGCACGCGAACUUGGUUAACGAAAUGGCUAUGCGGUGUCUAGUGAAGGAAGGACAGUACAACGCCGCCAAGAAUUGUCGCCAUCUUUAUCAUAAGGGAUUUGCCAUGUCUCGGAUGGAGGAGCUUAAUCAGACUCUGCUGUACAUGGCGCUCACGGGGAACGCGGCUAUCCGUGAGACACCAUAUCCAGAGAACUUUGUGGAAGAAAAGCGGAAGAUCUAUGACGAUUGGCUGUUCCGCACACGCAUGAAGAAACCUGGGGAUGUCGCAUAG
Messenger RNA from Trypanosoma brucei brucei TREU927, 771 nucleotides. RefSeq lists its product as hypothetical. Bases 1 to 771 code for a protein of 256 amino acids. The record is from RefSeq and is a predicted model, not a curated record. The transcript has a single exon. Lineage: Eukaryota; Euglenozoa; Kinetoplastea; Trypanosomatida; Trypanosomatidae.